UCUGAAAGCAGAAGUGUUUACAUUUAGUAGAACUCAGCAGAAAAAAAUGUUCAAUUUCUACAUACACGGAAUAACGAAAGUUCGGUUUGAGGAAGUUUAAGACCAAAAACUGCAUUUCGUCUUCCAACGUACUUCAGUCAGGUGGGCGCCGCUGCCAGGAACAUGGAGCCAAGUGAUAAUUAUGAACUCGCUGAAGACAGUUUUCAGCUGGGGAAGUGGAAUACAGGAUAUCGUGGUCCACGAGCCGAUCUUAUCCAAGGAAAUUUCUUCCCUUUGAUCAUCUCCACUCUCCUGCUUGUCUCCCUUUUGAUGUCCGCUGUGACUCUUGGCAUUGUGGUUAACCUGAAAAACUCUCAAAUGACAAAUGGCUCACUUACCAAACUGCAGGGUGAAGUUUCUCAACGGAAAGAUAGUAUAGAUCCUGCCCAGUCGUUAAACAUAUGGCGACCCUUCAAAGAAAGUGAGUAUUAUUUUUCGUCAACUCCAUACCUUUGGAAAGAAGCGGAGCAACUCUGUGAGUCAAUGAACUCCAAACUCGUGGUCAUUAACAAUCGAGAAGAGCAGGGAUAUAUCCGGCUGAAUGUGAAUCAUGACUCUUGGAUUGGACUCUAUGACAUCAUCGAAGAAGGGAAAUGGCGCUGGGUAGAUGGCACUGAUUAUGCAUCCAAUGUCAAAUUCUGGGCAAACAAUCAACCCAAUGUUAAUGAACAAUUCGAUGAAGACUGUGCCGUGGUCAGCGAAAACGGAUCGUGGCACGAUUGGCCAUGCGAUUCUCUGCAUUUCGCUAUCUGUGAAAGACCAGCAGCCUAACAUUCCAUCAAUCUACUGUAUACUGUGGGCGGUAACUGCGUUUGUAAACUUCCUUUUUUUCCAGUAUACCAGAUGAGCAGCUCUGAGCUGGGAUUAGCGUGGUUGGUGCGUGGCCAGAUCUCUUUUACCCAUGUGCUCCCCACUGGAACAGAGCUAAAUCCUCAAGUGAUUUCACGGUGUAUUUGACGGAUAAACUCUUCUCUGGCUUCCAGCCGGGUACAGGAAACAAUUUUAAAAGACCUUUUCGUUAACAAACUCUGCCAUUUCGUCAGUAAUGAUGCCUAUGCUUAUCUAGUCCAGUGGUAUAUAUACCACCGAUGACCGUCCCUCCUGAUUGACUAGUGUCAUCCAAGCUGGUUUUGGCUGUCCCACCUUGCCUACAAUCGAAUUCCAGUUCUUCCUACGAACGAGAACUUCGUCUUUGUUACAAUUCUUUAUCUCUGGUUUUAUUUCCAAGACUUCAUUCACCAGGCGGUCCCAAAGCCAUUGGCGCGGUACAAUAGCUUUGUACCAUCGAAGUCAAUCAUAUGGACAUUGCGAAUACAAUGUUCGGCUACCGCCGGGAAAUCCUGUCUCCUUCUCCCUUUUAUCGCGAAACCGAGAUCCCACCUCCUCCCCCAACCCCCCCUGCGCCCACUUUCAUCUGUCCAUCUGAAUCCCGGAAGACUUACCGGAACUUGUUGAAGUUUAAUGUCUGGGUCUGUAACCGCUGAAUUCCCGUCGUUGACGUUUUCUGUAACUGCAACUUGUCAAUACCCGCCAUUAAACUGGGAUUUAUUUGAACCAAACCUGAUUCUAGAAAGCUGGGCUACCAGCUCUAACUUCCGUGAGGCAGGUGGAUGGAAUUGAUCCGAAUGUUGCCAAUGCUACUAUUGUCUGCCAGUCCCACACAAGCCUCUUCUUUCUAUUCGUCGACAAAGCCAACUGCUCUUUUUUCCAAGCCAAGCAUUCCUGUUUCUGAACAUAAUAUUACUUUCAGGUUCUACCAUCCAAGAUUAUGCUCAUGAUCUGUCACUUUCUAAUGAUUAAUAUCUAGUCAAAUGUGUUGAUUACUUCUAUCUCAAUGCUAACAACUUAUUCCUGAAUAAAGUACAUAUGAAUUUA
Messenger RNA from Mobula hypostoma (lesser devil ray), 1914 nucleotides. RefSeq names its product hepatic lectin-like. The record is from RefSeq and is a predicted model, not a curated record. Gene Ontology annotation, biological process: biological process involved in interspecies interaction between organisms. The coding region runs from base 163 to 810 and encodes 215 amino acids. Gene Ontology annotation, cellular component: external side of plasma membrane. Gene Ontology annotation, molecular function: D-mannose binding; fucose binding. NCBI's taxonomy places the organism in Eukaryota, Metazoa, Chordata, Chondrichthyes, Myliobatiformes, Myliobatidae. The transcript has 6 exons.